Pelobates cultripes (western spadefoot toad) is the source of this 27174-nucleotide messenger RNA. Lineage: Eukaryota; Metazoa; Chordata; Amphibia; Anura; Pelobatidae. The record is from the annotation of a GenBank genome assembly.
AUGGUGAAGGGAGCUGCCUUAUUCUUGCAGCAGGGGAACAACUUUCAGGGGCAAAAGAAUCUUCUAAACCACAAGAAUGCAGGUAUGGGGUGUCUGUAAGGUCGGCCUUGUAUCUGUCUAAAAGGGCAGCCUCUCACCGGAGGGAUGCAUGCUAGUUGUCUCUUUCCUGAAUUCAUGCAGAAUACCUGGUGAUACACCCCCACUUUUGUACUAAAUAAUAUCACUUGUCUGGAAAAAAACUAAAACCUUUUGUUCUGUAAGGUCUAUCUAUAGUUGGCCUAUUUAAAACUAUGUGAGGCAUGUAUAAAAUCAUGGCCGUUUGUGUAUGGGAGAUAUCUGAUAAGCUCUUGGGUGAUAUAUGGUGUAUAGGAGCUUCUGUUAAAUACCUUCUGCCUUUAAUAUAUAUAGAUGUUGAUAAUCAUAUAAUUCUCAGUAAGUCUUUGGGCUGGUAGAGCGACUUGGGGGGAAAGUAGAUCACAAAUGUUAAGUGCCAUAAUUAGUGAUCCCUGGUGCUAUAGAAAGUUGUGUUUAUACACUUGCCCUUAAAGGACCACUCUAGGCACCCAGACCACUUCAGCUUAAUGAAGUGGUCGGCGUGCCAGGUCCAGCUAGGGUUAACCCAUUUUUUUUAUAAACAUAGCAGUUUCAGAGAAACUGCUAUGUUUAUGAAUGGGUUAAGCCUUCCCCCUAAUCCUCUAGUGGCUGUCUCAUUGACAUCCUCUAGUGGCAUUGUCUCAUUGACAGCCACUAGAGGCGCUUGCGUGCUUCUCACUGUGAUUUUCACAGUGAGAGCACGCAAGCGUCCAUAGGAAAGCAUUGUAAAUGCUUUCCUAUGCGACGGGCUGAAUGCGCGCGCAGCCAGCCCAGGAGGAGAAGAGGAGGAUCGGAGGAGGAGAGCUCUCCGCCCAGCGCUGGAAAAAGGUAAGUUUUAACCCCUUUCCCCUUUCCAGAGCUGGGCGGGAGGGGGUCUCUGAGGGUGGGGGCAUCCUCAGGGCACUAUAGUGCCAGGAAAACGAGUAUGUUUUCCUGGCACUAUAGUGGUCCUUUAAAACAUGCCUAGACUAAAUAAUAUUUAAUUCUAAUUCAAGCCUAUACUGGGACAUGAUGAAUGUAGAAUGAUCACAGCAAUCUUCAGCUGUCAGUUAGUGUGAGCAGUGUCUUUGAUUGGCUUCAAUAGUUUUACCAGUGCCUGUGAGAUAACUGCUAUAAAUUGCAGGAAAGUCUCACUUGUGAGAGAAGAUAGCGGGCUACUCCAGUCGACCUAUGUUAUCCCUAAAGCACUUUAACUUGCUGUAAAAUAUUGUGUUUUUCAUUUAGCAUAAAGUGCAGAUUUCAGUAAGAUAUGUGCACUUUUAUAAAUUAACCUGGUCAAACUCCCUGGGUGUCAAUCAGAUAACUGGUCCUGUUACUUCCUGGUUUGGUUAGGUCAGUGGAGCUAAACUCAAGAUGCAGCAAUUGCCCAGAUGACGUGCCUUGCCUUCUCAUUGAGCUGCAUUGGAAAGUCUGUGAUUUGGACAGCCAUAAAAAAUCUGGGCGGGGUUAGAAAGGGAGGGCUUGCAAAUGCAGCAGACGAGCGCUACAGGUUUUGCAAGUGAUAUAUACACCCUUAAUUUAAAAAAAAAAAAUGCAUUAUUAAAGGGACACUAUUGGAACCCAGACCACUUCAUCUCAUUGGAGUGGUCUGGGUGUAGUCUCCCUGUCCUGCAAUGGUAAUUAUUGCAGUUUCUGAGAAACUGCAAUAACCACCUUGCAGAGAUGUAAAAGAACUAUAGCGCUAAAAUUACAACAUUGUAUUCCUAGCACGAUGGUAUCUCUUUAAAUACAUGCAAGUUUUCAUUUGGGAUAUAUCUGCUAAACAUUGAUUUUUAUUUAUUUCGUGUUUGGGCAGUGGAGUGUCUCUUUAACCUCUUGGCGCUGCACCAGUCAUGCAGAAAGGGUCUCCAGGAUUCCUGUAGUGCAUCAUGUAUUUACUUCAUUUAGAUUUACUUGUGAGGUUACCAGCUAUAGCUUGGGACAAAAAGAUUAUCUGCACUAUGGCAUGUUCAUCUGAUUUCAGGGAUAUUGCUGGAUUAUCUCAUGUGAUUGGCUCAAGCUACCUUUUAAGUAGCCAAUCAACACGUACCAUACCCAUAAGCUCUUAAGUUACCUUAACAAGAGUUCAAGUGCAAUGUAGUGGGUACUGUGCCACUGGUGUGUUGGUGCGCCAAGCCCCCCUCCACAUUGUAACUAAUCUGUUUUUACAAUGAUUUAAUUUCUUAUGUGGGGUCCUUAGGGUGUGUACAUGAAAUGUCCUACUUAUAUACCUUGUAGCACUUCUUGAUGUUGUUAACUAUGUGGUAAACCCCUGCAGAUUGGAAUGGAUGAAUAGAAAGGGUAUCUUUAUUGAGCAGAACCAAUGUAUGUAGUAAAAAAAAAAAAAUAACACACAACUAAAAACAGAUUUAAAAUGUUUUACCCAGCAUAAUAAUUAUACAUUGCGACUAACGUACAUAUGUGCCUGGAGUAUCUAUUUUGUGUGUUUCUUUAGGGACCAUACGUCAUGGUUGUGUAUAAGACACAUUGUAUUUCUUUAAGUUGGAUUCAAAUAAAUAUCGCUCUUUACAGGAGAUCUGCCCCAGCACCUUCAACUUAUGAUCAAUCUCCUCCGAUGUGAAGAUCGCAUUAAGCUGGUAAAAGUUUUCUAUUAAGACGUAGACCAUAAUGACUUCUAAGACUUCUAACAAUUGGCCUUUUCCCUUUGACAAUAUUUUGCCUAUUUAAUAGAGUGAGCAGUGUUCAACCUACUGCAGCAAAGCCGCAUUCAUUUUUUUAUUAUUUUUUUACAAAGCAACAAUUAAAUUACUGCAUUGUAGACCCAGCUUUCCUUUAACAUGUUUGAGUGUCCUGUAUCCUAAAAUAAGCUUGGAUUCAUUCCUGGAACUGGUUAGUCAUGACACCUACCCUUUUUUUUAUUUUUUUUAUUUUUUUUACUGCUUACAGUCAAAAUAAUAAUUUAAGCUGUCCACUAAGUGUUGCUGUACAUUUCUAGCGAUUUAGUAAGUGAUAAAGCCUUAAUAUUGUUUACUCUGUAGCAGCAAAUUCCAAAAACCACUAUAUUUGGUGGUGAAAGUGAGUCACUUGGGCUAGUUGUGCAUCAUUUUCUUCAGAUACAUGACUUUACUCAGCAUCUUGUUUUACUACUUUUAUCAUAAAAUUCAUUCGUUUUUUUGUAUAUUUAGUUUGACAUUUUUACUGUUCCCUGUUACCCCCAUGUUUUUUGUAGGCUGUCCGCUUGGAGAGUAGCUGGUCAGAUCGUGUACGCUACAUGGUGGUGGUCUAUAGUAAUGGCCGCCAGGACACAGAAGAGAAUAUCUUACUUGGGGUGGAUUUCACCUGCAAAGAAAGGUGAGCCUCUCACAUUAUAUUUACUUCCGGAGAGCAAAAAAAACAGGGAGCAAGAGUAUUCUGAGAACGGGCAGCAGCUGAAAUAGCCUGCCCUUCGGUGGGUCCCCGCUCAGAACUUAAGCUGGUUUUAGCUCAUCUUGUGCCAUUACAGAGAGAACAUCUCUGAAACAUAUCAGACUGGUCCCACCCAUACGAGCAGUCUAGAUCCGAAAUGCCAGCAAGUUCCCUCUGCACGAGAGACACAGCAACCCCAGACAAUCGUUUUUGAUUGGGCCACUAGAGUCUGUCAUAGUACUGCAAUUUAUAGUGUCCCUUUAAACAAACCAAAAUAAAGCAAGACAAAUUUUGAAGUUUGUAAUAAAGUUGCUAUUAACUCGGUCAGAUUUCAUUAUUGGGCACACUUCUCAACUAGGUAAGUCUUCAACCCAGCUCUCCUCUUACCCACCCAGCUCAGUUUCAGACCAGUCUAUUAAUAACACAAACAGGGCAUCAUAGUGAGAAACCUGGCACAGGAGCCAGCUCUUCAUGAUCUCACUGAGCAGACUCUCUCUCCUCUCCCCCUGUCAGGAUAUUAAAAGUUGAAGGGUUCUUCCAACUGCACAUGAGUAAAUCUUUCCAAUGCACUUUUCCAACAUUCCUAGGGAUAGUGGGUGUGGAAAGCAUAAGGAAGAAGAAGUAGGUAUAUAUGGAAAAAAGCAUUUACCUGCUUUUUUUUCAGGCUGCAUAAUGAGGCAACUUCCAUAUUCAUAGCUAAAGCUUUUGAAUAAGGCAGCUGUCUCAAACUGAUGUAUGCCCCUUUAACCUUUCCUAUGCUGUAUGUAAGCCAGAUUCUAGAGCAGCAAGUGAAAUUUGUACCAUGAGCAUACAAUAUUGAAACUGAAAUAUGUAGGUUGUGAAAUAUAUCUCUAGUUUAAUGUCCUAAAUCAUUUCUAUUGCAGUUUGCAGCAGGAUACUUUAAUGAAGAACAGCACUUUUGCACUCAUCAGUUAUGAAUAUUUGAAUUGCACAUAACCCAAAUAGAAGUAGGCAUGGAUGAGUUUUCCAAAGUUUGUGUGCCUGCUCGUUUUUUCUUGUUCUUUUUGUUUUAAUCUCUUGUGGGCUUUCUGUCAUGUUUAUGUCAGUAUUCAUUGAAAAAAGCUGCUCGAAGAACUGUUCAGCAACUGUGACUUGAUACUACAUGUGCAGCUAUAAAUAUAGAAUAAAAAAAAAAUCUAAGGAAGCAAUAAAUUACUAAAUAGUGCUUAAAUUGUUUAUCCAGCUUUGCUCCCAUCAGAUAUGGGAAAAAAUCCAAGUUAGAAUAACUCAAAUUCUUUACAAAAUGUUGUACUGUGAAUAGGAGCAGGUUGAAUUAUUUGUGAGACUUGAUGUCCCCAGUCUAAUCUGUUUUUUUUGUUUUGUUUUUUCUUGACCCAGCAAAAGCUGCACGAUUGGAAUGGUUCUGCACUUGUGGAGUGACACCACCAUACGCCUGGAUGGAGAUGGGUAAGAAUGAAAGUAGGACUUUACAAAUCACUAGUUCUGCUAGCAGAGAGAAAUCCUAGUGUGGAGUUAUACUAAAUCGUGAAACCCCAGUGGUGAUCCGAACAUAUAAUAAAAUAUAAGAAACUUUACCAUUCCUGGUGCUGCAUACUGCAUCUGUCUUAAUCCUUAUUAAGUUCAUGUAAUGUCUCACUGUAUGUAACUUGCUAGCAAUAUCAUUCUGUUCUACAGCACUGCAAAAUAAAUACAAAUAGCAUUGUAUUUAUGAAAGUAAUAUCAGGUACCAUUGAUUUUAUAGUAGUCACAUUAUAGUAGUCAGCUAUAUGUAGCUCAGUAGUUAAAGACAAAAAAGGAUACCUCACAAAGCAAUAGUAUGUUUUCCUGCUGAGUGGAGGAAAGUAAUUGUAUAUUGCAAGCUAUGGAAUAUAUAUAUAUAUAUAUAUAUUCUUAUGUGUUACAAGAAAUUAUGUCCCCUUUUUUCCCAAGAGGCCUAAAUACAGUGUAUUUAAGAGUUGAAUAUAAACAUAUUAUGCUGCUCUGACCAACUUUUGUGAAUGAAGAUUACAUUAUGAAGUUUACUUCUGAGUAUGUUGCCAAUAAGCUCUCUUCUCUAAAUUCGUACAGGGGUUUUAGCAUCAACACUGCAGGUAGAACUCACGUAUUCAAACCUGUGUCCGUUCAGGCAAUGUGGUGAGUAAAUACCUGGUUUGUUUUUAGUAUUUAAAACAAAAAAAGAGUUGAGCUAUAAAGCUGUUAACUAAAGGGGUUGCAUAUAAUAAUGGGUAGUAUGUAAUAAUUAUGUAAAACUAGAUUUUCUGAAACUGCUCACCCAUUGGACUUUGUGCCAGUAAUUAAGUUAGCUUUUUUUUCCCCCUUUCUACCCUUCUAACCCAUACUCCUUUUCCUCUCCCAUUGUUACUACAGUUCUCUAUAUCCCUUAUAUUUAGCCUGCUUUUACAAUUUUCUCUUGUAAAUUCUCUGUUUGUAGAUCCAAAGAAACUGAUUUUUUUUUUUGUGUGUGUGUGUGUCGCACACAACAUUGCAUUACUUGAGAUCCAGAGUGGAAGUGGGAUGUAUGAAUGGAAAAAUAUGAUGGACUAGACCACUAGAUGCCCCUUGCCCCCCCCACACACACUUUUUAGUAUACAACUAUUUUCUCAGUCUUUCUCAAAUUGCUCUAACUUUUUGUUAUAGACAUUCCAUCUCUAUAUUCCUUCACCCAUUUCCUUUCCGUGCAUUUGUCUCCCUCUCUAGGUCAGCUCUACAGAUACUUCACAAGUCCUGCGAGAUGGCCAGACGCUACAAUUACUUUCCUGGAGGACUGGCUCUCGUGUGGGCUACAUACUACGAGAGCUGUAUCAGCUCCAAUCAGAGCUGCAUCAAUGAGUGGAACGCCAUGCAGGAUUUAGAAUCCACAAGGCCAGACUCCCCUGUCAUAUUCAUGGAUAAGUGAGUAAAGAAAUAACCAUGCAACCUUUAGUAGUUGUGAAUACCCAGAUAGAAAAAAAAGAAAGAAAACGCAACAUCUUUGGGAUCUCACCCUUUCAUCAUGUGCAUUUCAUAAACCUAUUUUAAUUUUUUUUUUUGCCAAUCAAGUUUUUUUCCAUUGAGUGGUUAUAAUAAAAUAUAGGCUGUAUAUCAUGCAUGGAGUGGACAUACAAAUGCAAUAAUCACUAAUUUUCUUUAAAGGAACACUAUAGUGCCAGGAAUACAAACUCGUUUUCCUGGCACUAUAGGAUUAUUAGAUCCCCUCCUCCCGCUGGUGCAAGGGGUUAAAACCCAUUCAGCCACUUACCUUAAUCCAGCGCCGGGCUCCCUUGACACUGUUGACCUCUCCUCCCCCUGCCGACAUCGGCUCCGAAUGCGCAUGCUCGGCCAGAGCUGCGCGCAUCCAAACCUCCCAUAGGAAAGCAUUACUCAAUGCUUUCCUAUGGACGUCCAGCGUGAGUUCAAUGCGAUUUUCGCAUUGAGAAUCGCGGAAGCGCCUCUAGUGGCUGUCAGGGAGACAGCCACUGGAGGCUGGAUUUAACCCUCAAUGUAAACAUCACAGUUUGUCUGAAACUGCUAUGUUUUCAGAUGCAGGGUUAAAACUAGGGGGACCUGGCACCCAGACCACUUCAUUGAGCUGAAGUGGUCUGGGUGCCUAUACUGGUCCUAAGUAAAUUACCAAACACAGAUAAAAAAUAAUAAACCGCAAUAACACUGGGCAGAAAGUGAAAAGCCUACACCUUGUAAUACAGGUUUAUUAUACUAGGACUAAGCUAAGCCUCAGCAUGUUAUCUGCAAGAAAAUAACACUGACUGGCUAGUAUUGUGACCGGUAGAAGAAAGAAAGACCAUACUAGGCUUUAAUCUAAGAAGGUGUCUUAAGGAGCUAUCAUACUCCUUGCCAGUGGGUAAUUUUAUGCAAGAGCAGAAAACAGAUGACAAGCACCUCCUGUCUCCUUGCCAACCACCUCAAGAAAAUGCCAUCUGGCUUCCAGGCCUGUUCGUAGGCAUAGGCACCUUGCCUCCCAGUCAAAGCGCUCAUGGCAGCACAGACUGUCCCCGGUCUUAAGCAGCAUGAAAGUCGUUGUCUGCCCACUGAAGUUUCAUGGCAUUUCCACCGGCUUGCAUUUUCCCUUAUGGAAUGGGAGUUGUGCAUGAGGCAAUAUCCCCCAAGUGCCUGCUACCUGAAGAAAAUCAGCCCCCUCAAGUAGAGUCUCAGUUGCCCCAUGCCAUCAGCCAAGGGGCCCUCCCAGUAUUCGGCUUGAUGGGGUGGAUCGGAUAGAUGUAUACUGUGUUAUAGUAGACUUUGAUACCAAUAGUUUGGAUCUAUUUGCCGUUUGAUGCCAAAAUGCUUAGCAAAUUCAGUCGAACUUCUAGAAAAAAAUUUAAUUAAAUUAUGGCAGGGGCAGCAACGGCUGCCAUCUUGGAAUCUUCGGGUCAGUAUGGUGCAAAUUGGAGAUGCUCAUAACUCAUUGCUGAACCCACAAGAUACUGUGUUGGGCAGUAUAGACCAGGAUAAACCCUGCCUGCCCGGGGAGAUUGGGGACAGAAAAUGGAAUUGUCUGUCUUCCCCUACUUGAGUUGACCGGCAGGCCAUAGAUGGUUACAUCACAAGAAACCGAACACAAAAUCUGUCAGUCCAGAAAGGUUGCAGGGUACUCUUCAGAUGACUAGAGAUCAGAUAGUUACAUAAAAUGUCAGAAUAACUUGCUAUUCAGACUUAUAUUCCCAUAUACUGGAAAGAGCUCCUCCAGCAUGUGACCUGCUUAAUCAGCAGCCAAGUUCCGCGUGCCAUUUCAAAGACCUUUUAAGGAUUGCUCUCUUUACCAAAAUAUGAAAAAUAAACAUAUCCCCAACUCCUUUAUCAUUUUUCUCCCUACUAGAUUCAUUUUUGUAAUACAAUUGCGGGGGCACCUCAGUCUACAUUGUAUUCACCUUCUGGUAAGGUCAUGUAUGUUUGCAUCUACUUCCAACUCAGACAGUGACCCUAUAGACUCGGGCCUUUUAAACGUGUUUGGUCACUAAAAUAAGUAGUUUUGAAUAAUUAGCAUUUUAAGUUCAAAAAAGUAGAUUGUGCAUUGUGGGGAUAGGGCAGACACUGAUUAUAUUAUCUGAGACAGAUCUUUUAAGCUACAUAUAAAACAUAAGGAUAACGUCUUACACAGUGAAGUGUAUGGGAUCCCGGAGCUAGCCUGUCUAGAAAGUUCAAAUGGAUACAAUAAAUUUACUAAUAGAGAUGUUGUACAAUGUAUAUAAAUGUGAGGAGUAUCAACUUUGAGGUAAACUAGAUAAUAACAAGGAAUAUAAAUGAAGGAUAUAUGAAAUAUAUAAUCAAUGGUUUCUGUAUCUUUAAAUGCUACUGUUCACUUAAGAGUCUUAAAAAAUGUAUACAUAUGUACUUGAUGAAUAUAAAGUGCAACAAUUAUAUAUGGUGUGAGUAUCCUAAUCUCUGUAAUAAUACAGGACCAGUGAUACAAACACCAAAUUAUAUACUUUAGUAAUAAAGAUUUUUGCACUAAGCAUACCAGUACCCUACAUAUAAAACAUGAUUACACUUAAUGUGUAUUUUAACAAACUAGGCUCGGGAAUGCCUGUACCAGUAUGUCAAAGUUGCGUUAAGGUUUGCAUAACCAAAUCAAGUUUAAUAGGAGCAUCAGCUAAUGUUUUUAAACAUCAUCCACCAUUACUCACAAUAUCUAAAACAAACGUUUUUCUCUUUGGCCAUUUAGAAUGCUUGCUUGUAUGUGAAAUUCACUAGAUUUUUCCAUCCCUUACAUUACAGAAACCCAACCCAGAAAUGGUGCAAAUCACCCCAAGGUUGGAGCACUAGGUUUUGUUCUGUAAUUAUAACAAUUUCUUGAAUUAAUCCAUAAAUACACUAUGCCUUACCAUUGAAGCCAGCUCUCCCCGGGUUAGUACUUGCUUCUUUGGACUUGUACGUGGGAUGUUUAUUUAGAUUUUUAUUUUUCCUUAUGCAGACCUGGUGAGGGGGAGAAGACUGAAUGGGCUAUCAGAGCAACACUUAGGAGCAUCAUGAUGAGCAAAGACUUGGAGAAUGUGACCUGUAAAGAGGUAGGUUGUUCGAAGAGUACACUAACCAGUUUGCAUUCUGAGCUAAGGUUGGAUGUUGCUGUAAAUUUGCCCUUAGCAUCCAACUGCAUAGCAUCCCAAAAUACUUAACUCAACAUCUAAUUCCUGCUAAUGACCUGGUACAUUUUGGAUGCUGUUGAAAUAAAAGGGAGCUCUACUUCUGCUGAUGUUGUGGAAAUGUAAUCGAACACUCCAAUCAUUAUAACCACUACAUCCCACUAUAGCUGCUAUGGUGCCCUCUCAGAGGAAGUAGUCAAUUUGUUUAAGAACAGGUUGAUUUAUUAUUUGCUGCUCCCCACCUCCUCUUUUUGACAGAGACAGAAGCUCCUGCUUAUGUUUGCUCUCCUGAGCUAAGCCCUGCACUGCCUGGCUUUGCUUCUGGCUCUCUGUUAGAAGCUAACUAACAGAAUCCACUGAGCUUAGUCCAUGCCAGACAAUGCUCAUUGUGUAAGAGCAUCUACUAAACACUCUUAGCCAGUGAGCGAGUUCCAGCAUGGCUGGGCACAUCGCAGUGGCAGGAGCUUAUUCUGGGAGAAUGCCAGGGUACUUCUGGCAUCAUAACCACUAAUGGUUAUCGUGUUUGUAGUGUUCCUUUAAAUAGUAAUAGAUCAGCCUUACUAUUAUACUCAAGAUGCACAUUUUCUGGUGCCAAAAUAAAGAGCAUAGAGGGGAAAAACACAUGUUUUUUUCACAUUUUACUUUGAGAUCUUGAAUAGUUUUUUGAAUUGUGAGAAUUUCUUGCUGAUACUAUAUUAGAGUUGGAUGGUGAAAAUACAGAGGUAGUGUAUAAUAAUAAUGGUUUACAGAAAAUGUAUGAAAGAUAUCUUAAGUCAAGAGUAACAGAAAAUUACUUGAGACACAAAUAUAGCUAGGCUUAAAGGGACACUCUGAACCCCAAAACAACUUUAAAAAGCCGUUUUUGUGUAUAGAUCAUGCCCCUGAAGAAUCACUUCUUAAUUAUCUGCCAUUUAGCAGUUAAAUUAUUUUCUUCAUGCAGCCCUAGUCACACCUCCCCAGGCUGAUUGAACGUGAAUCACACACAGUAGGCUGCUGUAAAUUAUAGCAGGAGAUAAGAAACUCUAACUUAAACACACUGUGCUUACCAUGAUGCCGAUUCACAGCUUGUCCUUUCACCACUUUUAAUAAGUACUAACCACUGCAUACUGGGAACACCCCACAAGUCUUGUCAUUUUAAAAAUUCUCUGACCCAGUCGUCAAGCCACCACUAUUUGGCCCUUGGCAAAAGUCAGAUCCUUUCACUUGCCUAUUUUUCCUGCUUUUAAAAUAUGAAAUUCAAGAACUGAUUGUUAACUGAUUGCCUAAUCUAUUCCACUCCUUGCCAUAUGCCAUUGUAACAAUAUAAUUUUUUUUAUUCUUAUUUUUGUCAUUCUUUGUUUUAUUGAGUCAAAGCCAUACACAUACAGUUAUCAAAAUGAAUUUAGAGACAAUAUUAAAUGAAUUUGCACAAUUCUUCAUUGUAAAGCAUUCAGCAAAAUCACGCCUCUUUAGUUAUAGCUUCAAUGAAACGGAAAGAGCCAUCUAAUAAGAAUUGUGUUAAACAUAGGUUGUGGUAAUUGCUAGUACCACGAUCAUAUAUAUCAAUGUGAAACGGAAAGGGAGAAAAAAUAAUCGUAGGAUAACAUUAUCAGGCAGUUCGAACUUCUAACCUCCUGAGAACCUAAAGCCAUAGCCAUCUUGGACAGGUGUGAUCCCACUAGGGAUUGUUCAUGGAGGGGAGUCUCAACAUAUUUCCAUUAGUAGUAGUAGCCGUGAUGGAUUUUGGCAAAGUCCAGCGGUACUCUACGCCAGCCUCACACAAUUGACUGCACCAAGGGAUCUCCGCCAUUGCAGUGUAUUCCUCGUCAGGUCUUGAAAGAACAUCAAAUUGAGUGUCUCAAAGUCAUAUGUGUUUUGACCGACAGAGAGUGAAAGCAGACUUUGAUUUCCCGGUAGACCUCAGUCAGUCCUGCCUGGGUUUAUUAAUUCUGUAUAUACCAUUUAAACUAGAGCCUUUUUGCUUGGCAGUGUGGUAGGUUCGUUUCCAUUAGGCGUCACAAAUAGUGAGGCAAUUAGUUUGUGCUGACAGAGUCCGGGACGCCUAGGAUGUUAAUGUUGGUGCGGUCUUUGGCGAGGUCCCUUUGCAGUGUCAGGGAGGUAUGAGAGGUUUGCAUAUGUUCUUUCAGCCCUUGUACCUCUUGUCUGAGGUCCAAGACAUCUUCUUCCGUGGCUUGUGUGUGUUUGUGCAGUCACCAUCAGUAAUUCGGUUCUGACUUAGAGAUCUGCCACUGACAUCUGUCUCGGCUCUCUCAAGAGGUUAGCAAUAUCCUGUUAGGUAGCCUGGACUAGUGGGUACUGUUCUGCAAAUACCACAAGGAGUGUCAUGGGAGAGAGGGAACCCCAGUGUCUGUUUGAUCUGCAUGUCUUGCACACCCAUUGUCUGACCUGGCCGCAAUCUUAGAGCCCAUGGAGUGUUGCAACAUAGCCCCGAUAUCAUUGUCUUUACUGGGUCCAAGUUGUAGCUUCAGGGAUCUACAUCCUAUGGUGCUGGUGUUUUGAGCAGCAUAGUCUGGUAGCCAAGGCAAGCUGUGCAGCUCAUCUACUUCGACUCUAAUUCCCUUAGUGCCACCUUUUGAGGUUGGAAACUCGAAGUAGGUCCUGGAUUUGCGCUGAGCCCUCUUGCCUGAUUUUUGAGAUAAAAAAGGCAUGGACUUGAUGCUCACCUUCGAUAGUUGAAGUGGUGGAUAAGUAAAAACCUUGAUGGUGGUGUGGAACCAUGGAUUGUGGCAAAAUAAUUGCAAAUGUCAGGAGCUGUGACAGAUGGCGUCUGUUCGACUCUAAGCUCUGCCCCCUAUAUAAUCAAUGUUAUUCAUUUUUGUGGCUGAUCAGUGAAUUUGCAAAUCAACCUAGGUUUAUAAGAGAUAGUUGUACAUUAAAGGGACAUACUAUAGUCACCAGAACAACUGCAGCUUUUUGUAUUUGUUCUGGUGAGUAUAAUCAUAACCUUCAGGCUUUUUUCAGUAAACAUGUUUUUCAAAGAAAGGGCAGUGUUUACAUUACAGCCUAGGGAUACCUCCACUGGCCUGUUCUCAGAUGGCUACGAGAGGUAUUUCCUGGGAGAAUGUGCAGCACUGCCAUUCGAUGUCAGAUCAGGGGCAGAGCCAGCAGCAGCAGAAUGGUAUAAAGGUCAGAUUUUACUAUAUUUAAGGGGGCAAAGAGGAUAGAUGUUUUUUGUUGUUGUUUUUUUUUUAACACUAUAGGAUCAGGAAUACAUGCUGUAGUGUUCCUUUAAAUAUAUUUCUGCAGAAAGCAAUGUUCAGAUACUGUAGUAACAUUUUUUUAAAUUCAUGGCUCCUUGUAAUGUUCUGCAUUAUAGAAUAAAAUAUCUGAUCUAAUUUCGUUUUGAGUGCUCUUCAUCUAUUUCCCUGUUUUAUAACUGUGGGAAUAGUCUCUAUCUAUCUCACUUUAAAAACUCUGUCAUUGAGAUUUUAUGUUUUACAGUUGUCUGGGUUGUUUGUAACUUCACCUUUUUAGUGAGUCUUUCAUAUUUAUGUAAAUUCUAAUCUACCUGUACAAAUGAUGUUCUGUUUGUGAAUGGGUGUUUGUGCAUUCUUUUUUUCUAUCUAAGCAUUUUUGGUUCUCCCUCCAGAUCCGUAAUGAACUGGAGAAGAAGUUAAGCUGCAAUCUAAAGGAGUAUAAGGAAUAUAUUGACACUGAGAUGUUGCAGAUAGUGGGUCAGAUGGAUAAAGCCUCACUCAUAUUUGAUGACCUCUAUUUGGUGAGUAAAGAAAGGCACUGAAAACUAGUGAACUGAUAUAUAGCAUGUGUGUUUGGAAAUACAAAGUUGGAGGGAAAAUGUAAAAGUCUGCUGUUCAAAUUUAGCCACUUUCCCCCCACUUUUUAAUCAAAUAUUUAGUUUUUACAUUGGUUGAUGUGUUGUUGCUUGGCAACCUGCAGCAAUUAAAGGAAUCAUUUCAGCAUACUUGUGUUUUUUUUUAGUAUAUUUUCGUCAUAAAUUGGCUAGGAAAUGACUCAUGUAAAGACAAUGUAGUUUGUCUUUGUCUAUAGUACCUGGACAAAUAUAAAUAAUGCACAACAACCCAAAUUAGUUGUAGUGGUUAUAUUUGUUAAAUGAGACAUCUCCCUGAAACUGCAGAGUUGGAACCAGAUGUAAAAAAAAAAAACUACAAAACACUGCACAGGAUUAUUCGCUUACGUGAGAAUCACGAACUCAGGUACUUAUAUUCAAUUUCAAAUUUAUGGCCAGAAUCUCUUAGUAGUCCAUUAAGCUUCUGGUUUAGCUACUGUUCCUUACGUUUGAAAUUCUCUUUGUGUACCUGAUAAUUGUUUUAGUGAAAAACAAGGGGCAGUAUAUGUGUGUUAAUUCACCUCCUGAACACCUUCAAGUGUCAUUAAUUUAUCACAUUUGUACUCUGUAAUAAAUAUAUUCCUUUUAUGUGUAAUAAUGUAAGAAUAUACUGCAGUCUAUGCACAUGCAUCCAUUUAAAUGUAUUUAUUUAUUUAUUUUACAGAAGCUCAUCUUAAAUGCAUACACCACACGCAUAAAGCACGUCAGCUUUGAAGUUCUUUGUGUCUGGAGCCGUCACAUAUGUGACUGUUUAUGAAACUUCCGAAUUCAAUAGAAAUCAGCACUUUUAUAAUUUGGCACAGAAACACCUCCCUGGCUGUCAAUCACACACACAGCUAGGAGAGGUGGCAGGCGCACUGUAGUAGCCUUCCUCUCUUCUCACGGCUGGGGGUAUAUCUUCUAAUUGUGAUUUUUAAAAAUGGUGUGGGGGAGAAUAGAGUGUUUGUUUAAAUCUUAGAAAACAAAGAUUUGUGUCAAGCAUUAGCACUUUGUGCUAAUAGUAGGACAUUUUUUUUCUUGGCAAUAUAUUGAUAUACUCACUUUGCCUGAUUUUGUAUCAGUGCCUCUUUAAAUCUUUUAGUAGUCUGGUUUUGUGAAAACCAAUUCAUACUUCCUUAUCUGUCUGACAAGGCAGCUUGUAGGAAUGUAUACUUACCUUGCUGUUUUUUUUUUCAGGGCUCUGAGUGGAAUGCAUCAAACUUGGAGGAGCUGCGCAGUGCAGGGUGAGACACAAGACUUUGGCAUCUUGCAUGAAUAUGUUAGAGCCCUAUAGUAAAUCUCAUGUGUUAUCUCCCAGUCUGAUUUACACAAUCUAUCCUGUGAAAGCAGAUUCAUUUUCUAUAUCAAUCAUUUCACUGCUUGCUGAUUUUGACAUGUUAAAGUAAGGUCUUUCUUAAUGGUAGUAGUUGAUAGAAAACCUCAAACAGGUUGUCUUUUGGAGGCACUCUUAUGGGGAAAAACAUAUUUUUUUUAAGCACAACCAGAGGUUUUAUUACAUAUUCUGUUCACUAAAAACAUUGAUGAGUGUUUGCAUUCAUUUAAAACAUUUUAGUUUAUAUUUGCACUUGGGGGGGUUGAACUAGACUUUUAUUAACAAGGAAUCACAAUGCUAGUCUUAAUUUCUCUAUAUUUAUAUUAAGCAACACUUUUAUGUUUAGCAAAUGUAUUUUGCAAUCUAAUCCAGUGUUUUUAAUACCCUUCUUUAAGAACCUCUGUAUUUUUGGGAUAUUUUUACAUCUUCUUGGUGGCCCUUAAAGACUGUUUUGAUAAAUGUAUUUAGAUUGCAUGCUGCUUGCAUACCUUUUUGGUACAAUGCAUGCUUCUCCUGGUGCUAUAACCGCCAGAUUGUAAAUUGCCAAUAAUUUCCAUCCAACGUUAACUUUCUGUUCCUAUUUCAGGGUUGGCUACAUACUAAAUGUGACCAGGGAGAUAGAUAAUUUUUUCCCUGGUCUUUUUGCUUACCACAAUAUACGUGUCUAUGAUGAGGAGACCACCGACCUGCUGUCCCACUGGAAUGAGGCCUAUCACUUCAUUAAUAAGGCAAAGUUAGUAUUGAUAUUGCAAUAUUUAUCAGUCCAAGUCAAACACAUAGAUAGUGUUGAUUGAGGAAUCUGGUUUUUACCUUUUGUAUUUACAUACAGCAUUGAUUAUGUGCAGCAAGCUCAACAUAAAUUGCUGUGAUUCCUAUAGAUAUCAGUCCCUGUAUCUCAUUAAUAUAGCUGUAAUUGCUGUUUCCUAUCAGGAAGAAUCAUUCAAAGUGUUUGGUGCACUGCAAAAUGGGGGUCAGCCGCUCAGCUUCCACGGUCAUUGCAUAUGCCAUGAAAGAGUAUGGCUGGUCAAUGGAGAAGGCAUACAACUACGUAAAACAGAAACGUAGUGUAGCUAGACCCAAUGCAGGGUUCAUACGCCAGCUGUUGGAGUAUGAGGGAAUCUUGGAUGCAAGGUGAGUUCCUUACUUGUCUCUUUAUGCACAGGUAUGCUUUUUAAAAUCUAUUAUGUCUGGAAAUUUCAGUUGCAUUAUUUAAAAUGGAAAUAUGCCUACUGGUCCCUGUGUAACUCUUGGGGAAACAUGCAAUACUUAACAAAACUUUGCCUAUAGGUGGCGCCGGCCCUGAUUGGCACUAUAUGAGAGCAUGCAUAAUAAGUCCAUAUUGCCCCUAACUGGCUUUGAGAGUGCACACACGUUUUUUUUUUUUUAAAUUGUAUUUUUGUAUUGCAUAAUAGGAACUAUAUUUUAUAUUUAGAGGAAAUACCCGUGAAUUUCACAAGCUCUUAAAAGCAGACUCAAAAUAAUAUAGCCAAUUAUUAUAUAUAUUUUUCAUUAUUAUUGUUUAUAUUUAGUUAUUUCCUAAAACUGUCUUAUUUUUGCAUUUAAAAAGUCACUGCGGCAGCAUACAGCAGUAGCCUUACUGAGGAAUGUUUUGUUGAAUAGAGGAUUUAAGAAUUUCCUUCUCUAUAGAUGUGUGUUCCUUUAAAGCUGUAUUGUUCCAUGUACUCCUAUUGUGUUAGACUAUUUCAAUGGCUCAUGAAAAUUACAAUAUUGUAUCCAUUAAGGUAUUAUUUUUUCUGCACGAAAUAGUCCAUAGUGCUGUACAUAGUGUUUUUUGUUGUUGUUUUUUUUUUUUAAAUGAUGAAGGACAAAUCAAAGUAAACAACUACAGGCCGGGGAGCUUUUAGUACUCCUAACUGUGUGAGCUAUCUUGAGUUGCAGAAAUAAUCUGUCUGGUUAAGAUAGGCAGUAUCCAUUAAAUACAGGCUAUACUAGAGGCAGUCAAAUAAUGUAAUAGCCAUGGCGAUAUAAAACUAAUGAAAGACUAUGUGUUUUUUCUUUCUAGUAAACAGAGACACAACAAAUUGUGGAGGCAACAUGUGGAACGUGGCUUGCCAGCAAACGAGUUUGACUCCAUGUUUUCUGACACAUUCCAACCUGAGCUCAAUUGCAGACUAAAUGAGAUUGGUGGGGUUCCAGAGAUUUUGCCUGACAGUAGAUAUUUUAGGCAUCUGACCCAACCACAGGAGAUAAUUGAAUCACCUAAUGUACUUCUUGAAGUUGAGGAGCUGGAGAGAGAUGCCCUUUUGGAAGAUGACCUCUUUCCAGGAAGGUACUGCAAAGUAAAAAAUGAAGAACAUGUUCCAGGGAGAAAGAAAACUGAGCUAAUGGCAGAAUGUUCAGACAUGAAAGAGAUGGAUGUGAGGAAGAAGUUGGUUUUUGAAAAUAGAAAUCUUGAAAAUGAUUUCAAGGCAGUGGAAAAUGACAGUCGAGAACGGGAAACCCUCCCCACUGAGGCAAAUGAAGAGCAGCGUGUAAACAAAGAAAACUCUAACAGCAGCAAAAGAAGCUGCCCUACAGAUAGUGAGGUAGGUGUGCAUUACUACUGACCAUCACUAAUUGGGGCUUUGGAUAUUACAGGUGAAUUCCUCCAGAGUGUAAGCUCGUUUGAGCAGGGUCCUCGUUAACCUAUUGUUCCUGUAACAUUUUGUAAUGGUCUCAUUUAAUGUUAAGUUUCCAUCUUUAUAACAUUGUAAAGCACUGCAGAAUAAGUUGGCACAAUAUAAAGGCAAAUAAUAAUAAUAAUAAUUGAAAAGUGUAGACUUAGACUAUUUUGGCUAUUCUUGUCAACCCAGAGGAUCCCCAUAGAGAGCCCAAGUUUGUUGCUGUUCUCUAUAUGUAGACAUAGCACAACAUUACAUAUGCUUACAAUAUUAAGCAUUUUUUUUAUGGUUAUGCUUAAUAAUAUAUUUUUGAAUUACUAGUUAAAAAAAAUAAAAAAGACAUUCACUUGUUUGAUUUGUAAAAUGCCCAUAUGACCUGGAUUAUUGUAAUUCUUUGGAAGUUAGAGGUCAAAUAUUGCAAAGAGUAAUUGUGGUUUUAAAGUUAAACCUUUGUGAAAUUUGGUCUGAUGAUACUAUAAUUGUAAUGUGGUCACAGAAUCCACAACUUCUACAGAAAAGUAUGUAUUCAUAGAAAUUAAACACUCCCCAGUGUAUUUUAUGUGUCUGCAUCCGGCCUCCCACCACCUCUAUGAUCUCGUGAUCAUCUCUUGGCAAAGUUGGCCAAGAAGAACCUGCAGCUGGAUUCAGUAUAAGUAGCUUCUCCCCCCUUUCUCCGUUCUUAAUAGGGGCCUCUAAAUCUAAACGGGCAAAGAAACACUCCAGCAUUGUAAAUUAAAGUAUGUAUUAGUAACUCUGGAGUGUCCCUUCAAUUUGAAGUGCAUUUUCACAUGAAAUUUUUUUCCACACACACAUUUCAUUUUCAUGGGGAAUUUCAGACUGUAUGUGUCCCACUGUUGUAAAGACCCCAUAUUUGUAUUCCACUUCUGUCUCUUGGCACAGCAACACACCACAUGUAGACUGUUGACAGAUAUUAUUAAAGUUAUAGAGUCACAUUACAGAUUUCAGUCUUCAGCUACUUUGCCCAUGUCUAUUUUUGAACAAAAUAGUAGACAACUCAACUUCACUUUACACCUAUCAUGGCAAACAUACCAUUUGCAAAAAGAGACAUCUUGGGGCAUCUUGACUCUUUUUGUUUGGCCAUAUCAUCACCAAUUUCUGCUGAAUUUACCGUAAAUGUUAUAUUUCAUCAUAUAUAUUUGACUUUAAUAGUGAAGUUCACAGGUCUGUUUGUAUUCUAAUUUUUUUAAGUCUUUUUAUAUAUAUAUGUAUAUAUUCUCACUCUGAAAAAUACAUAACUGUGCUGCAUGUGAACAUUAGUGCUUGGGUGCACUUUCUAUUCUCUUAGACUGCGUUCAGUUCAGUAAACUUGUGGUGUAAAUGACUACACAGGAAGACUGACUGGAUAUGACAUUCAAACCAAUACCUGAGAAUAAAUUAAUCAGGAACACAAUGUAAACUGAUGAGAAAUUUCAGUGCACGUAAUUUGCUCAUUAAAUGUAAAACUAUUAACUCAUUGUUAGUUAUUUGUUUUUCACUUUAAAUCUACAGUUAUAUUUUUAAAUUUUGGGAAUUGGUAUGAAAGUGAAAAUAAAAAAGAAUCAAUGUUAGCCCUUAUUUGUGUGUCAGAGGAUUUAGUACUGAAUUAGCUGAAAUCCAGUUGUACAGAUUGUCAUUGACUGCUACUUAGCUCAACAAUAGCUGAGAUCCAGUGAUGUUGAGUGCUGAUUCGAUAAUUUAGUAUCAGCGACUUUAGCAUUGCAUUAGCUGAAAUCCAGUGAUCCAGAGGGUCGGUGGAUUUGGCACAGUGUUAGCUGAAUUCCAGUGAGAGUGGGUUUAGCACUGCAUUUGAGGGAGUCCUCUGGUGUUUGAAUUACAAUAGCGAUUUGCCGUCUGUGUUAAUUUAUAGAAACCUGGAAACGACAAACCUCAUCCAUCUAUGAGGUUUGUUUUGUUAUUAAUUUUCCUGUCACAAUCUAGGAGCAUUUACCACCCUUUAUAUUUUAUCAGUAUUUAGAGUUAUCCAUAUAUAUAUAUGUGUGUGUAUAUAUCUCUAUCCAUCUAUCUAUCAGGGCUUGACAAAUUUGCUUUGGAUCUAGGAGCCACCUAAAAAAGUUAGGAGCCAUUUUUUUUUCAACAACGAAAAUACAAUUCUUAAAGGAACACUAUAGUCACUAGAACCACUACAGGCUAAUGUAGUGGCUCUGGAGUCUAUUGCCUGUCCCUGCAGGUUUUUCCACAUAAACACUGCCUUUCUAGAGAAAAGGCAGUGUUUACAUUGCUGCCUAGUAACAUCUCUAGUGGCAGUCACUCAAACUGCCACUAAAGUGUCUCCUAUCUGCAUGGAGGCGCAGAAUGCUCCCCAUAGAGCUGCAUUGAUUUAAUACAUCUCUAUGAGGAGAUGAUGAGGAGAUGCUGAUUGGUGCAGCAUUUUACCGCGGAUGCUCAAUAGCUCCCAAUGCUUUCCUACAACCCGCUCCCAUUCUGCAGGCGACGGUGUUGGGGAAAAAAGGUGAGUAAAAACACCAUUCCCAAGCGAUCACAAGGGGGACUAGUGACCUAAACACGCACACUCACGAACAGACACCUGGACUGAUACACACACACACACAGACCCACACACUCGCUGACUGACAGACAGAGACCGACAGACAGACCCACACACUCACUCACUGACUGACAGACUCACACAAUGAUUUCUAGAUACACACAUAGAAAUAUACACACGAUAUAUACACACAAUGUGACAGAUACCCACAUAAUUUUUUAUUUUUUUUUCUAAAUACAUAUUUUUAGCCACCCUCCUGUUUCCUACCGUUUGGGUUCAGGAGGGUGGCUUCCCUAGGGUCUAGUAGGACUGGGUAGCAGGUGGUUGCAAUAGGGGUAGCUGCAGCUGAUGGGAGUGGGCUGCCGCUCUAUUAAGACUCCUCCUCCUCCUGUAUCUCUAUUCGCCGGGAGGAAGUGAACUUUAAUUACUUUCACCUUGCUCUGAGGUUGCACAGGGGAAGAGGCAGGCAGCCGGCUCUGCAGAAUGGGAGCGGGUUGGAGGCGUACUCUGCGGUACAGGGGUGAGCCGUAAGGGGUGCUCUGUGGUUUUGGGGCGGGCUGGGGGCGUCCUUAGUGGAAUAGGGGCAGGCAGCAAGCAGAGCAGAUUUUACCAGGUGUCCUGCCAGCUUGUGGUUCCCCUGCGCGGCUUCAGCGCCGGAAGGAAAUAUGUACAGUUCCCUUCCAUUCACUUCCUCCCGGCGCACGGGUGGACAGAGAGAUUGAACGGCAUUGCAGGACAGAAGGAGGGCAAGGGCUGACCAGUCCCAGAUGCCAGGGCAAAAUUCUUAAUCGCCAUGGCGAUCUGGCACCUGGUAUUUGUCAAGCCCUGAGAUAUAUAUAUAUAUAUAUAUAUAUAUAUAUAAUAUAUACAAACAAAACCAUAUAUAUAUAAUGUAGAUUGGAUUAGCCGUGUUAGUCCAGUAGACAAGAUGCCUAUAUAUAUAAUAUAAUUUUUCCAAUAGAAGUUUGCUGGCACUCCACCAAUAUUUAGAUAUAUAGUACUGCUUGCCUGGGUGCAAAUAUCCUGCGUUAAAAAAUAGGAUGCACUUGCAGGUCUUAGGUUAAAGGUGAAGAAUUAUUGAUUUAAUAUUUUCAGUAAAUAUACCAAUCAUUUCGGUGUACAAAAUAAUCAAUGUUUUGUCCCUUUUUAAGGGUCUCUUUCAAGAUCACAGAUAAAGUGUAAUAAUGCCACAUUUGCACUUUAUCUGUGAUCUUGAAAAAGAUCCUUAUAGGGUCGAUACGUCGAUUAUUUUGUACACAGAAAUGAUUAAUUGAUUUUUUUCCCCCCAAUAAAUACACCAGUCCCCUUAACCUAAGACCUGCGAGUGAAUCCUAUUUUUUUCAUAUAUAUAUGUGUGUGUGUGUGUGUGUGUGUGUGUGUGUGUGGUGUGGUGUGGUGUGGUGUGGAUUAGCUGUAUUAGUCCAGUAGAGAAGAUGCUAAAAUUUCAGAGUAUUGCAGUAUGCAAUGAUACCGAUAAGAAAACAGCAGAGCACGGCAUGCAAGUAUAUAGCUGCAUAUAUGCAUGUAUAUAAAUUGAUCCAAUAAAGGUGAAACGAGAAUAUUGAAAAAGAACAAUAUAAGACAUUAAGCUGUGCGUUUAUAAAAAGUUUUGGUAGUUUGUGAGAAAGCCAGAGUCUACAUUAAGUCCUUCGUAUCUGGUGUUGAAAUGUGUGAUCAUUUUCAUCCCAAAUGUGUUUCGUUCAUGAGAGUCUUUGAAAUUCCAUUUAAGAACGUUAAUCCUUAGGUUUUGGCUAUAUGUAACAUAUUUAUAUGCAUGUACUGCCUUAGAAGUUAGACAAUCUCUCAAACUCAAGAAAGAUCAAGUCUUUGAAGCAGGUUUAAAGGGACAAUAGUUGUUCUGGUGAGUAUACUCAGUCCCUGCAGGCUAUUUGCUGUAAACACUAUCUUUUAAGAGAAAAGGCAGUGUUUACAUUGCAGCCCAGUGACACCUCUAGUGGCCACUCCUCAGAUGACCACUAAAGGUGCUUCCUGGGGCAGUGCUUCAUAGUGUCCAGCACUGACAUUCAACAUCUCCACACUCUACAUGGAGACAUUGAGCUUUCCCCAUAGAGAUGUAUUGAUUCAGUGCAUCUCUAUGAGGAUAUGUUGAUUGGCUUAGCCUGUGUUUGGCCCUUCCCCAUUGACGAUCUCAGCCAAUCAAAUGAUUUUCCCGUUGGAAAGCAUACCCAAAGAAGCAGAUUGGAGGCGUGGCAAGUACUGGCACAUGGAAAUAAGGUACUUUUUCUUACCUUUUAAGAAAUGGUGGUUUUAACACUAUAGGGUCAAGAAUAUACAUUUGUGUUCCUUUAAUGUAGGGUUGGGAAACUAAUCUUGAUACAAUUUGAUACAAUUUUACGUUGAAACAAUUACAAAAAUUGUUUAGCAUCAUAUGAUUUAACUGUAUUUGCCAGUAUGUUUUUUCUUUCAUAUCUACUUCUGAUCUCUUUCCUUGGUUUUGUAGGAUGAUGCUAUUUUUGGAAUUCUAAACAAGGUGAAACCUCCAUACCCAUCAUGUACUGACUGUAUGUACCCAUCAACUCCCAUCUCCUCCGAGGCAUAUGAAGAACAACAGAAUAUAGAAUUUAAAGAGGCCUCAGAUUCUCCCACUAUUUGCAGUCAGCCUGCACUGUUACAACACAUGACUUCAGCUGUUUUGGACAGGAUGCAUAGACGCCCACUGGGCAAAGACAUCACACCAUCGUGUCCUGCACAUUUUAAAAAGGACACAAUCGACUUUUCUGCAAAAGCCACUGACAAGCAUUCCAGCGAAUCAGAAAAGCCACAAGCCCGAAUUGAACAGUUUGAAUCCUGUUUUAGCCAAACUUCCUUUCUCAAGAGUGAUCCAAAACAGCAGAGAGACCCAAAAUACUUAUUUUUCAGCAAAGAUCUGGAAAAACCGACAAUGCAUAGUUACUUAAUGCAGCACCAAGAAUCUAUCAUUCAGCUCCAAAAAGCUGGCUUGGUUAGAAAACAUACCAAAGAGCUGGAACGUCUUAAGAGUGAAGGCUCAUUCAUAAACGAAGGUCUUGCAGAUAAAUCUAAUUCCGCUAUAUCAGUUGAUCACAAAGAUCUGAAAACCCACCAAGAACUACCUGAGGAAGCUAUGGACGGAAAGGAAGAUAUAGGUGUUAUAGAUGGAACAUUACAGAAGACGUCUACUCCAUGUUUUUUCAAGAUGGAUCUGAUCAGUAGUUACACAAAAGAUUUCCUAAAGACUAUAUGCUACACACCAACUUCCUCCUCAAUGAGCUCUAACCUUACUCGAAGCUCAAGUAGUGACAGUAUCCACAGUGUACGUGGCAAGCCAGGACUGGUGAAGCAAAGGACACAAGAAAUAGAAACAAGGAUGCGUUUAGCUGGGUUGACACUUUCUUCCCCUCUGAAGCGAUCACACUCUCUUGCAAAACUAGGAAGUCUCAACUUUUCUAGCGAUGACUUAUCCUGUGACACAGACAACAGUCAGAAAUUGGAUUGCAAGAGUGCAAAAUUAAUAGAUAGUCCUGUAUUUACAGAUACUUUAUCUUCUUCUGGGACCAUAGAGUCACCUUCUUCCAAGAUCAUAGAUUCAAUUGAUAAAUCAAUCUCAGAGACUAGUUGAUUUUUUUUUUUUAAUCUGGUCAUUGUUAUUUUUAUGGUAUUAUCAUGCUGGUUUUAUUAAGGCAAAAUAGUGGUUUUCUAACUACAUAUGCAGUGUAGCAAUAUUAUAUCUGCAUCUCUUUAUAGUGUAUUUGUUGUUGUUUUUUUUUUGUUGUUUUUUUGUCAUGUUAUGGUUUUGUUUUUUUUGCAGUUACUGCCAAAUAAGGUACAGCAAGAUUGAAUUUCUUAUUGAAAAUCAGAAUUGUUUUGUAGUGACAAAAGCUUAUUUCGUACAGACAUGUAAAACAUCCAGAUUUUUUUUACUCCUACCUCCAUUGCAUUUUGCUUAUCGUACUGUUUUUGAAUAAAACUACAGACCAGUACAAGCUUUGACUGAAUACAUAAAAAUACCAUAUUGCUCUUGUUCCACUUUCCAUUUCCCAAGACUAUAAAAAUGAUGCUACCAGUGAUUGUGUUCUUAAAAGACCACUCCACAACUCAAAAACACUUCAGUGCUUUAUGGGUGGGAGUAUCCUAGCUUAACCCCUAUGAGAAAUUGGCACCUUUCUAUAUUAACUAUGGAACACCUCCCUAGCUGUCAGCCAGCCAGGAUGGUUUGCUGCCUCCUUCCAUUAACUCCCCUAGCUAACUGCAGUGGCAGGCAACUUGAGCGCAACUACCUACUCCCCCACAUACCUCAGACCAGUUCACCCAGCUACUCCAGACCUCAGAUGAGGUGUCUGUGCAUGCAUGCGCACACGCAACGAUGCACAAGGAUACCAAUUCAAAGGCUUCUCAAUGAGACCUCUUCGGUUAUUUACCCGUGAAGAGAUUAAAAGUCUCUUCUGGGGAAGUAAGGGGAUGGCUUGCUGAGGCUGAAGUUCAUAAGACCUGCAGCCUUCGAAAGCUCGUUUAGGAUAUACUACCAGUAAAGGCAUGCAUGCAUGUAUUAGGUGUAUAUCUACUAAACAAUGGUUUUCUUUAUUUUAUUUUUUGCCUCCUUGGGCAGUGCACUGUCCUUUUAAGCAAGGCUGACUAUUUCCAAUGUUUAAAAUACACAUUUAUAGAAUAGCCAUAGGACCAAUUAGAGACAAAAUAGGCAAUCCUAACGGACGAUGUUUGUGGGUAUGCUUUCGGUGUAUGGCUUUAUUGUAUUUUUAUGAAACCUUUCCAAAUACUAAAGAGUGAUUGCUUAAUGACAGGUCACAGCUAUGUUGUGAAUAGUUUUUCCCUCCUAUAGGCAGUGACAAUCCUAACAUACAAAACUAUAUUGCUAUAAUUGUGCACAUCUUGUGCUGUUCAGCUCUACACAUUUCUUCUCUCUUUGCUAUAACUAGCAUGACUCUCGUGGCUUGCUAUAAAUAUUAUGUGUUCAUUUUGCAUGUGUUGCACAUUCUAAAGGCCAAAUAUUAAAAGACUUGUUGAAAUCAACCAUGUGAAUCUGUUUUCUAUGCAGUGCUUGAGUGGUCCUCUUGUGAAGCCUAUGAUGUAAGUAUUGUGAAUAUUGUAAUGUACUUGUAACAUUUAGCUAGUUAUGCAGCAAUGUUAAUGAUGCUUUACCAUAAGAUCUGUUCCAGCUGACUUUAAUAUGGAUUUAUGUAGUAUAAUACAAUAUGCAGUAAUGGUACAGAAUCCCAUAAUGUUCAUGAUAUAAUAUAAGUACUCAAUCUCAUAACCACCUAUGCACUGAGGGUGAGUUGUAGAUGUUCUUAUGUUAAUUAGCCAUACUAUUUUGUUUUUGUGUUUUUUAUUUAAAGAGUAACUAGCGGGUACAUUGGCUUUCUAUCGUUGCAAGUCCAUAUUUAUAUUUAGAGAUAUUAGACCAAAGUAUGCAUAGUACAUUGACUGUAUAAGAUAUAUUGAUGACCAUUGUAAUUACGAUUGAAGUAAACUGUUUUCUUGCACUCAUUACGACGACAAUGAUGAAACUGGCUUGGAAGGAGUUUUUUGUGCCUUGGUAAUCUUGAUGAGUAGUUGGUAAAAUAAGUUGUGCCAGAACCCAUACUUUUCAAUUGAUGGUAACUAAAUAAAAUAUUGUUUAAGUGCUGGGAUAAUGGAGGCUGCCAUUGCUAAAGAUUUUUGUGCCGAUUACAAAGCCUUAAUAUCCCUACUGCCAUAUUUAUUUGAUCUUGUAUAGUAGAUAUUCAAUUGCUCAGGAAAAAGAGAGCAGAACUGAUUAUUACACGGGUAUUACGUGGCACAUCAGAUAUAUAUUUUUAUGACUUUUGCUGUCUGAAAUCUAGUUGACGAGAAUGGUAAAUGAUCAUAGCUAUGACCCAUGUUGUUAUUACAUCAUAUGCUUAUUUUCAUGUGUAUUGCCAUAGUGCUUGCAGGACAUUUUUGUACGGCCAUUAAUUGUGUGGCUAUGAAUAGAAUAGUUAAUAGGGAAAUAAGCUAGAAAUGAAAUACUUAUAUUUCAAAAUGUUUUUUUUUUUAAACAAAGUCUAUUCAUUUACUUCUAGCAGUAAGGGACAUAUAGAUCUGUAGUUUAAUGGUUUGUGUUGAUGUCAUUAAACUUGAAAAAUAACUUUGUUUUAAAAAAAAAUGUAUUUUAAAUUUUAUUUAAAAAAAAAAACCUUUUAUGAUCGAGGUUUGCCUUGUUACACUGGCAGUCCUGACUCCAUGGGGUGUUUCCAAAGUGCCCUCUAUAAUGAAGAAAUGGAAUGCACUUUGUAAGUUGCAUGCCAUUUCCCUUGGUGAUGCUCUCUGAACGGGUGGGCUAACAGUAGUUGGGUUUUCAGGUACACAUUUUAACAGAGACUGUACUUCAGAUUCAUUUUGCUGAUAUCCUAUAAUAAUUGACAUUUGCCCAGUACAUUUCACAUGGAACCAUGAAUGAGGAGAGGGAAAUAACCAGAAUGGAUUUUGAAAAAUACACUUUUUUUCCCGUUUGUCUUAUUUUUCAUCCCCUUUAAUUCUCUGGUUUAAAAGUUAGAACACCUUAAGUAGCUCUGCAGCCAUAGAGAGUUCCUUUUUCCAUUGGCUACUGUGAUGAUCGUGUUCCCCACAGACAGUAGGAUCUUUCAGUUUGGUUGCUUCUACAAUAGAGAAAGCAGAAGCUAUAUUUCUAUACUAAUCCAGUACCGAAGAAUAAGUCUUUGUUGAAAACUAGAAUUUAUAUUAUAAGGUUUCGUUUUUUUUUUUUUAUAUUUAAGUAGGGCGUUUACAAGUUCAUUUUUAAAUGAGAAAAUAUACAGAAGUAUGAAUUGCUGCUCAAAUAUCUUUACUAUUGCAGCAUUCCUGAGAUAUAUAUAUAUAUAUAUAUCUAUAUAAGUAAUAUUCAAGAGUUCUAGACCUCAAUAUGCACUCCCUAAAAUGAGUGCGUGUGAUGUAUUCUGUGCUUAAUAAUGGUCUUUCCCUGUGACAUCUCUGCAUAUCUUAAGUCUAUAGAUUGCUUUGCUGAUGACAUUUAUAGAGACCCUGGCUUCAUGGUGCUCCUAUUGCAGUUACCGAUUUCCUGGUGAGUGUUCCAUGUAGUGAGAUCACGCUAUGUAUGGCAUCAGCUUCAAUAUGUAUAGACCUCUAUUGGGCUAUUACACUCCUUUUACAGUAGAAGCAUAAAGCACUUUUAAUGUCUGCCAUUGUUGAUAUAUGCAUUUGCUUAUAUACAGUAUAUUCCUUGUAAAUAAAAUCUAUAUGUAUAUUUGUUCUCUGUACAAAGAAUAUCAUUUGUGUUUGAAAUAUUUUGUUUAUUAGAAAUUAAAAACUCAAACUUGAAUUGUUCUUGUUAUUUUAAUAUAUAUUUUUGUAGCACAUUUGUCAGUCGGUUCAAAUUCACCUCACAUACAAAUGUUAUGCAAUAAACCAGUUAUAAUGUACAAAAUCUAUGUAUUAAUUGUUAAUAAAAUGCUCCC